AUGCCUACCUUCACUGUGUUCAAGGGCAUGGCAAUGCUUGCCAGCGGCAUCACGGUCCAGGGCUCCGUUGUGGCCGCGAGGCAGAUGCACAAGGACAUGCUCGAGUUUGCGGCCCUGCAUCGCAUCAAGCCCGUCGUCCAGACUUAUCCCAUGACCGAGGAGGGCAUCACAGAGGCCAUGAACAAGUUGGACCGCGGCGAGGUUCAUUUCAGAGCAGUUCUUGUGCCGCAGUAG
Messenger RNA from Diaporthe citri, 234 nucleotides. RefSeq lists its product as uncharacterized. Lineage: Eukaryota; Fungi; Ascomycota; Sordariomycetes; Diaporthales; Diaporthaceae. The coding region runs from base 1 to 234 and encodes 77 amino acids. The transcript has 2 exons. The record is from RefSeq and is a predicted model, not a curated record.